AUGGAUUCUCCGUCCUUUCAGUCGCCCGCCUCUCCCAAGGGGGCUCUCUACCCCGUGUCGCCCGAACGAAUGAAUCAACAAAAACCGAUGACUUCGCCAUCAAGAUCAACAGAAUUGUUCCGAUCAACUAGAAAGAAUUCCGACGUCCAAGCAAAGGUCGCUUUUAUCAACGGCCUCUCGCGCAAUGGAAGUCCAGUUCCAGCUUCCACCACACUUUCUUCGUCGAACUCUUCAGCUGCGCUUCAACGAGCCAUCAUUGGACGUGAAGAGGCCGAGUCAGCACUUGCAAAUGUAUCUUCACAGCUAUCUGAAGCGCAAUCUCGAGAGAGGCGCUUGAGCGAAAGACUGGAGUCUCUUAUGGAGGAGCUACACAACGCCAAAGAACGUCAGGCCCAUGAGCGAACAGUCUUUGAGAAGGAAGUUAGAAAAGCAAGAAAGGAAGCAUUCAAGACCGGUUCUACUCUGGUAAAGCUACAAGAGGAAAUCAAAAACUCCAGGACGGAGAUCAAGAGUCUGAGGGAUGAACUCAAGGUGGAGAAAGACGCCAAGGAUAAAGCGAAGCAGGAAGCCUUCGAACGUGCCUACGCUCUGGCCGGCCUUACUGAGGAGCUGGAGGUUCUGAAAGGGAAGUUGCGGUCAUUGGAAACAGAUCGAAUGACGGAUAGUCAUUCCGACGCUCUAGAAGCUAAGGCUCAAGAGAUGGAGAAAGACAGUGCCGCAAUGUCGGCUGCGGCCCAGGAACAUCCUUCAUCUCUCACACCAACGCCUCGCAGAGCAAAGAGAAGCCUUGAUGGAUGCGACAAGUCGCAGUUGUCUGGUUCAGUGACGGAAGCACAGCAGCAUCAUAGUGAGACCCCGCCGAAAAAACCGAGAUUAUCACACGGCGGAUCUACCACAGAGGUCCCGGAGGUCCGGGAGGUCGAGGCUACAGAAGAAAAGGAGAAUAUGGUCCAGCGGCUCAACUUCGAACUGUCUUGGGAAAGGCGGUUGAGACUCCAGGCGGAGGAGAUGGUCCACUUCCUCAAGAUGGAAUGUCAGUUCAAACAGUGCUCCUGCCGAAUCGCGGAGAGCCAAGGACAUGAAUAUGUGUAUGACGUGAAAUGGUACAACAUGUGCAAGAUCAGGGAAAAGAGAGAGGAGGCCGAGGCAGAGACCGACGCUGAAAUCAAGAAACGGGCUCAGGCUGUGAUGCCAUCCCAAAACCAGGCUGGAAGCCUUACUCGCGCAUCAACGCCGAUUCAAGAAGUCAAUGUUGAAACUGGAUCCACGGCGCAGACAGAAACAUCGGAUGAGCCGACCAUAACGUUCUCUCCAAAAACGGGGACGUUCCGUGCUAUCCCGUCACCCAUGCACAAAUCACCACAGCGCAUCGAGGGGCGAUCUUCCUCGACACAGGCAGUACACUCAGCGCCGCAACCCCACUCACCUGUUCGCCAUUUACCAACUUCACCACUUGUUCCUGAGAACGAGAAAGGCCCGAAGAGUGCCCCAAAUGCUCUUCGUCUUGAUCCUCCUACCGAAGCAAUGUCAGCUGCGCCGUCCACAGCACCUAUCGAGCUUCCUCCCUCACUCUACGAGAACCUAUUCGACAGACGCCACCAGGAAUCUACGCCGCAGCCAGAGGUGGGCCAAAAGGAAACGGUUAAGGAGAACGUUACCGUAACCAAGGUUCCCCUCCGUCCGGAGAAUCAUACACCGGUCCAAGACCUUUCCACCAUUCCAGGAACACCUAUUAGUCGAGAGGAGGCCUUGGCACAGAUCAGAGCACGACGAGGUAGGGCUCGCAGCAUGCCCAAAAGAUGUGCGAGUGCGCUGGAAGGUUCAGUCCGUACCGGUGGCAUGGGUACGGCUCCUGUUCGCGGACCGAAACGAAUUCCAGGGGUGAAUAACACAGACGCAAAAAGCGAGAGCGACCUGAGUGAGCGGAGAGAUCUCAGUGCUCCUGUCGGGAAGUACUAA
Molecule: messenger RNA, 1959 nt
Organism: Paecilomyces variotii
Lineage: Eukaryota; Fungi; Ascomycota; Eurotiomycetes; Eurotiales; Thermoascaceae
Exons: 1
Coding region: 1-1959 (652 amino acids)
Source: RefSeq, a predicted model, not a curated record